AUGUCUGCUUUUCUACGCACGAUCCCUACCAUCAGAUCGUCCGUUCUGCGGUCUGCAAAACUGCAAUUGAGAGCGUACGCCUCGUACCCUCCCCACACCGUGAUCGGAAUGCCCGCUUUGUCCCCCACAAUGACGCAAGGAAGUUUGGCCGUGUGGUCGAAAAAAGUGGGUGACUCGUUGGAACCCGGCUGUGUCUUGGCCGAAAUCGAAACCGACAAGGCGCAAAUGGAGUUUGAAUUCCAAGAAGACGGGUUUUUGGCCAAGACUUUGGUGCCGGAGGGCGCCAAAGAUUUGCCAGUGGGCAAGCCCAUCGCCGUGUACGUCGAAAACGAAGCCGAUGUUGCUGCUUUCAAGGACUAUACCGCAGAGGAUUCUGGUGCCGGUGCUGAACAAUCAGCUGGCGCACCCGCUUCUGAAGCUAAACAACCUGAAGAAGGUGCCAAGAAAGACGAACAGUCUGCGUCCAAGUCUUCUGCUACUGGUACAAAGAAAUCAAGCUCUGGAGCCCCAACCGACAGAAUCAUCGCAUCCCCAUUGGCCAAGACCAUCGCUCUAGACAAGGGCAUUUCGCUCAAGUCCGUUACCGGAACCGGGCCCAACGGUAGAAUCACCAAAUCCGACGUGGAAGAGUACUUGAAGAAAGCGCCUGCUUCUGCUUCUUCUGCUGGCGGUGCCGCUGCCGCCCCAGCCGCCGGUACCUCUGGUCCUGCUGCUCAGUACGAAGACAUCCCUAUCACUUCCAUGAGAAAGAUCAUUGGCGACCGUCUAUUGGAAUCCACCUCUGGCACUCCAGCGUACAUCGUUUCGUCACAGAUAUCCGUUUCUAAGCUCUUGAAAUUGAGACAGUCUCUAAAUGCCUCGGGCAAGGACCAAUACAAAUUGUCCGUCAACGAUAUGCUCAUCAAGGCCAUCACCGUGGCUGCACAAAGGGUUCCUGAUGCCAACGCGUACUGGAUGGCUGCUGAAGGUGUUAUUCGCAGAUUCAAAAACGUGGACGUGUCUGUGGCAGUCGCCACCCCACAAGGUUUGCUAACUCCAAUUGUCAAGAACGCCGACUCCAAGGGCCUGAUCUCCAUUUCGCAAGAGAUCAAAGAAUUGGGCAAGCGCGCCAAGAUCAACAAGUUGAAGCCCGAGGAGUUUCAAGGUGGAACCAUCUGCAUCUCUAACCUCGGAAUGAACAACGCCGUUUCCUUCUUCACCUCCAUCAUCAACCCUCCUCAGUCCACCAUCCUGGCCAUCGGUACCGUGCAGAGAGUACCCGUCGAAGACGCUGGCGCCGAAUACGGUUUCUCUUUUGACGACAAGAUGAACAUCACCGGUACUUUUGAUCAUAGAACUAUUGACGGUGCCAAAGCAGGUGACUUUAUGAAGGAGCUCAAGAAGGUGGUUGAAAACCCACUUGAGAUGCUGUUGUAA
Lachancea lanzarotensis is the source of this 1416-nucleotide messenger RNA. It is a transcript of the gene LAT1, whose product is annotated as LALA0S04e08482g1_1. The record is from RefSeq and is a predicted model, not a curated record. The transcript has a single exon. Gene Ontology annotation, molecular function: dihydrolipoyllysine-residue acetyltransferase activity. NCBI's taxonomy places the organism in Eukaryota, Fungi, Ascomycota, Saccharomycetes, Saccharomycetales, Saccharomycetaceae. Gene Ontology annotation, cellular component: pyruvate dehydrogenase complex. Bases 1 to 1416 code for a protein of 471 amino acids. Gene Ontology annotation, biological process: pyruvate decarboxylation to acetyl-CoA.